Molecule: messenger RNA, 1373 nt
Organism: Heterocephalus glaber (naked mole-rat)
Lineage: Eukaryota; Metazoa; Chordata; Mammalia; Rodentia; Bathyergidae
Gene: Catip
Product: ciliogenesis associated TTC17 interacting protein
Biological process (GO): cilium organization; actin filament polymerization
Source: RefSeq, a predicted model, not a curated record
GUAACUACAAUGGUUUAGGGUUGCCAUGGAGACAGAUGGACACAGAGGGCCUGCAGCGGACAACAUGUCCUCCAAAGUUCACUCCGAAGGCCCCAUAACCAAGGACCACCUGCCCUCAAGCCAGGUGCAUCCCCCAAGGCCAGAGGCCAAUGCUGAAGCUGUCAACUUCCUCAGCUCCCUGAGGCUGGAGGAGCUGCAAAAGCUGUUCUUCUCCGAGACUCUGGUCAUGGUCUUGGACACCGGGGACCCUCAGGGAGAGCUGACGAUCGAGGUACAGAGUGAGAAGUACAAGGACCAGCAGGGCCUCAUGUCCCACUGCCUCUUCGUGCACGCCAGGAGCCAUGGUGUCUUGGAUAAAACCAUCUGUGGAAACUCCAUCCUGGGUUAUCUCUCGUGGAAACUGGAGCCCUUAGAACAACACAGUCAUGAGUUCAUCAAGUUCCCUGUCCUCCCCAUGGAGCGGAAGACAAGUUUGCUGAAAAAGGGUGACCAGCUGACCAUGACCAGAAGCAUCAGGGAGGGUGAGGAAGUGAAGACCAGCAAGACUUCUUUCCCCUGGGACUCAAAUGAGGGCUUCAUCUCCGAGGCUGCCAACCUGGUGCUGCUGCGGGUGAUGGCCUGGCGGCAGAUGGUGCCCAGCAAGGCCCGCUUCCUGGCCCUGGACACUGAGGGCAAACUCUGCUGUUCCACCUAUCGAGCCCUAGGCUUCCAGGUGAUCCAGGUGGGCCACCAGCAAGCCCAAGUAUUCAUUGUGGAGCAGACCAUGCACUCGGAGGAGGGCAUUCCCACGUCCUGUCAGUUCUACCUGCUUUCUGAUGGGCACCUGGCGAAGAGAGUCCAGGUGGGCUCCCCGGGGUGCUGCGUCAUCACCAAGAUGCCCAUCUUAAGAGAGGAGGAUGAGAUUGAGCCUUCGCCCGUGUUCCACAAGAAGCCCAUGGUGUGGGAGGAGGACAUGGAGCUCUACUCCAAGUUCCUGGACCGGAAGGAGCAGCUCCGGCUCCACCACGCCAGCUACCUACGGCAGCACCCUGAAGCCCAGGCGCUCGUCUCCGACUUCCUGCUCUUCCUGCUGGUGCGCCAACCCCAGGACGCAGUCACUUUCGCCGCAGAGUUCUUCGGCUUCUUCUCCGCCAAGUGCUCGCCGUCCCCGAGCUUGCGCUCCUCCCACCCCCUCAGCCCUUUCCGCCCGCUGGACCCCGAGGACGGCGCCGACUCGGGGGCGGGCUAGGUGGCCCAAGCACCUGCAGAAAAGGGGGCGCCCAGAGGGGGCGCACAUCCCGGCCGCGGCCCUGCUGAGCUGUCCCUGACCGGCCUCUUGUAUCUUGAGUCAAAAAAUACACCAAAUAGGAACUGUUAACUUAUCGAGCGAGUUU